AUGAAGUGCAAUCCGCUGGCGGGUCCUUUGAGGGUUUUGUUAACUAUUUCGCGCAUCCUUGCGUCAGCAGCAGCAGCUGCUGCAGCAGGAGCAGCAGAAGCUGCAGCAGAAGCAGCAGAUGCAGCAGCAGAAGCAGAUGCACUAAUCGAUCCAGCAGCAGCCUCAGCAGCAACAACAGGUAAAGCAGCAGCAGCAACAGCAGCAGCAGCAGCAGCAACUCUUGGGGGGCAAGCAGCAGCAAACUUGCAUCGUCUUGCUGCAUGCGCCCGCAGCAGCUCCUCAACAAGUUGUGGGGCUUUACGUCUCGCUGCCUUCCAACAACCGGGAUCGAAAGGAGACGAUCCCGAUCCCGGAGGAGACGAUCCCGAUCCCACAGGAGACGAUCCCACAGGAGACGAUCCCACAAGAGACGAUCCCGAUCCCGGAGGAGACGAUCCCGAUCCCGGAGGAGACGAUCCCGAUCCCGGAGGAGACGAUCCCGAUCCUGGAGGAGACGAUCCCAGGUCUUGUGUUGUUGUUGAAUUAUUUUGUGUCUCCUCAAGAGCAUCAACUUCUAACCAAAUUAUCUGCAAAGAGGUGGGAUCGUCUCCUCUGGGAUCGUCUGCUGCUGCAGCUGCUGCAGCUGCAGCUGCAGCAGCAGCAGCAGGAGCAGCAGCAGCAGCAGGAGCAGCAGAAGGAGCAGCAGAAGGCAGCAGUCCUCCCACCGGUCCGCAGCAGCUGCAGCAGCAGCAGCAACAGCAGCAGCAGCAGCAGCAGCAGCAGCAGCAGAAACAGAAGUAUCAGCAACAGCAGCAGAAGCAGCAACAGCAGCAGCAGGAAUGCCAGCUGCAACACACCAUGGAUACAGCCGACGAAGGCGGGGCCACUGAGCCCCCCAUGCCUGCGGCCGAGGAGGCCGAGCAGCAGCUGCAGCAGCAGCAGCAGCAGCAGCAGCAGCAGCAUAAUGAGGAUCCGCAUGAUGCUGGCAAAGAAGCUGAAGGAGAUGAAGAUGGAGGAGAUGGGGAGGAGCAGCAGAUGGACGAAGACCAGCAGCAGCUGCAGCAAGAGCAGCAGGAGCAGCAGGAGGAGCAGCAGGAGCAGCAGCAGCAAGUAUCUGAUGGUGCUGCAGACCGUAAGAGUCGUAAGAAGCGUCGUAGACACUCCAAAGGGGAGCGGAGCAGCAGCAGCAGCAGCAGCAGCAGCAGCAAUCGUAAGAAGCGUCGCCUAAAGGAGAAGAAAUCUAAUAAGAAGAAGCGCAGCAGCAGCAGCAAGCGUGCCCGUCAUCAUCAUCAUCACCAUCAUCAUCAGCAGCAGCAGCACCAUGGUGACCACAACAACAGCAGCAGCAGCAACAGCAGCAGCAGCAGCAACGAAGACAGCUCAGAGGAAGAAGACAUAGAGGAUGAGGAAGCAAUACUAAGAGAAGAGAUGAAGGGUUUUAUAGUAUCAGAGGCGGAGAGUGAUGAUAACAGCAGCAGCAGCAGCAGCAGCAGCAGCAGCAGCAGGGAAGGAGACGACGAAGCACCAGCACUAGAUGAGGAGGAUCUAGAUCUUAUUGCAGAGAAUACAGGUCUCCUUGUUGGGUCUGCAGGGGGGGCCCCCCUGUCCCGUCAUCAUCAGCAGCAGCAGCAGCAGGAAGGGGAGGAGGAGGAUGACAGGCAGCAGCAACAGCAGCAGCAGCAGCAGCAAGAGGGAGAUACAGAUGCAGAGGAUGGGGCUGUGCAGCAGCAGCAGCAAUUCCGUCGUCUUAAGAAAGCAGCAGCAAGAACAGCAGCAGCAGCAGCAGGAGCAGCAAGAGAUGGUGAUGAUGUAGGUAUAUCUGCUGCAUCUGCAUCUGCUGCUGCUGCUGCUGGCAGCAGCAGCAGCAGCAAAGGAGACACCUUAUUUGAUGGGGAGGCAGAGGAAGCAGAGGAAGCAGCAGCAUGGGAGGAAGCAGAGGAAGCAGAAGAAGGAGAGGAAGAAGAAGAAGGAGAGGAAGAGGAGGAGGAAGAAGGAGAGGAGGAGACAGCAGCAGCAGCAGCAGCAGCAGCAGCAGGAAGCUCGCAAAGACUUGCUGAUGUCUGGUCUCUUGUCUAUGAUUGUUUUGGAGACAUCGAUGCUGUUAUCAAUAUCUUAUGUGAUAAUCGUCCCCGUCCUCGUGGUGAUGCGGAUUUGCGUCGGUCUGAGGAACGAUUAGCCCUAGAGGAGCGUCGUAGUGCAUCUGCUGCUGGUGGUUCCUCCUCUUCCUCAGCAGCAGGAGGAGGAUCAGCAGCAGCAGCAGGAGCAGCAGCAGGAGCAGCAGGAGCAGCAGCAGCAGCAGGAAAAAGUUGCUGGGAACGUAUAGGGGAGCCUGAUGAAUUAUGUGUAGAUCUAUCAACAGCAAAAGAUGUUGCUAUUGCUGCUGCAGAUACACCAGAAAGAUUACAACUUAGAUAUAAUAAUAGGCCUACUCCCUCCAAGGCAGCAUUAGCAGCAGAAUCUGUGUGGAUAUCCCGUCAGCUGCUGCAGCAAUUUGCUGCAGAUUUAUCCAUGGAUAGAUUAGUAGAAAGAUACGAGGAGACAUUUAGUGGUUGCUGUUUGCUGCAGCGUCCUGCUGCAGUAGAUGUACAGCAAAAAGUAUUGCUGCUGCUGCAGUUGCUGCUGCAGCAAGGGUACGAAAUAUUAUUUAUACUGCAGCAGCGCAUGCAUCUACUGUCUCCUCCCCUAACAGAGGCAAUGGUAUGGCGGAUCUAUGAUCUAGAUAGGCAAUAUUGGCGAUUAAGAGCAGCAAAGAUUAAAUUGCUGCAGUUAGGAGUUAUACUGCAGCAGCAGCAGCAGCAGCAGCAGCAGCAACAGGAGCAACAGCAGCAGCAGCAGCAGCAGGGGAAAGAAGGGGACCCUUCUGCUGCUGCAGCAGCAGGAGCAACUAUUAAGGAGACACUACAAGAGAUGCUAAGAGAUGUAGAGACAGAACAAGACAUAGAGGAUGUACGCAUGCAUCUUAUUACUUAUUAUCAUCCGCAGCUUGCUGCUGCUGCUGCUGCUGCUGCUGCUGCUGCUGCUAAAAAGCAACAUAAUGAAGAAAUAGAGGAAACUUUUGGUGAGGAAGACCAGCAGCACCUGCAGCAAGACAACACAGAUGGGUACAUGCAGCAGCAAGAAGAAGAUGAUGGAUACUAUCAGCAGCAACAAGAAGAGCAGCAGCAAGAAGAACUGCAGCAAGAGCAACAGCACGAGCAGCUAGCAGCUGAGGAUGCUGCUGGUAACGAGCAGCAGCAAAUGCAUCUAGGCAGCAGCAGCAGCAGCAAUGAUAACAACAUGUGGGCCUCUACCCAGGACGAGGCCACCGCAGCAGCAACAGCAGCAGGAGCAGCAGCAGAGGCAGACCCUGCUACACUGUCUGCUAUCCCCUUGGACCCGGUACAAGGAGAAGCUGUUGCUGCUGCUGCUGUUGCAGACUGGCAGCAGCAACAGCAGCAGCAGCAGGAGCAGCAGCAAGGCACAGGCGAGCAGCAGCUGUCUGAAGAUCAGCAGCACGUGCUGCGCGACUUGCAGCAGCUGUACCUGCAGCAGGGUGACGUGCAGCAGCAGCAGCUGCUGCAGCAGGAGCAGCCGCUGCAGCAGCAGAAGCAGCAGCAACUGCAGCUGCCGCCGCAGCAGCAGCAGCAGGAGCAAAUGGAUAUAGAGGAGCCGUCAGGAACCUCUCAUCUAUUUCGUGAAGAAGAGGUGCUGCAGCAGCUGCCUCCGGAAGCAGCAGAAGCAGCAGAAGCUGCAGCAGAAGCUGCAGCAGCAGCAGCAGCAGCAACAGCAGCAGCAGCAGAUGCAGAUGCAGCAGCACUUGAACAGCAACAUGGGGAAGCAGCAAAUGCUGAUGAUGGUGCUGCUCUUGUUGAUGCUCUGCAACAGACUGCAGCAGAAGCAGCAGCAGCAGACGGACACAACGUUGAAGGUACCGUCCUAACGGACUCAGCUGCUGCAGCAGCAGAAGCAGCUGCAGCAGCAACAGCAGCAGCAACAGCAGCAGCAGCAGAAGCAGCAGCAGCAGCUGCAACAGAUGUUUCUCCUGCAGCAACUACACCGCCUUCCUCCCGACCUCAUGCUUCUAAGUGGGACAUGCCACCGCAGCAGCAGCAGCAGCAGCAGCAGCAACAGCAGCAGCAGCAAGAGGGCGAGAGACAGUCAAGAGAAGCCGAUACUGGAGACAGCAGCAGCAGCAGCAGCAGCACAAAAGGUGCUGCUGCUAGGCCCUUCUCUUCUCGUUGGGGGCAGCGCGAGCCGAAGCCAGCAGCAGCAGCAGCAGCUGGGGGACAGAAGAGGGGUUUAUCUGCUGCAGCAAUAGCAGCAGCAGCAGCAGCAGAAUAUUUUGGUGUACCUGACUCCCAAGACACUGCAGCAGCAGCAACAGCAGCAGGAGGAACAGCUGUAGAUCAGCCAGCAGCAACAGCUGCAUCAACAGCAGCAGGAGCAGCAGGGGCAACAACAGCAGCAAAGACACGGUCUCCUGGUGGUCUAUCUGCUGCUGCAGUAGCAGCAGCAGCAGCAGCAGAAUACUACGGAGACACUUUCUCUCAAUCAGCAGCAGCAGCAGCAGAUGGUGGGUCCAUGGCUGUAGAUGGUCGCCCUAGCAGCAGCAACUGGAGCAGCAGCAGCAGUAGCAGUAGCAGCAGCAGCACCAGCAACUGGAGAAGCAGCAGCAGCAGUAGCAGUAGCAGCAGCCACUGGAGCAGCAGCAGCAGCAGCAGCAGCAGCAGCAGUGGGUGGGGCCGGGGCCCCACAGGGUACAGGAGGCCCCAUAGGGCCCCCUAUGAGCUAACAGAGGAUCAACUUGCUGCAGCAGCAAGAGAGGAAGCAGAGCUGCAGCAGCUGCUGGCAGAAGCAGAGGAAGAAGAAUGGGCAGAAGCAGAAGCAGCAGCAGCAGCAGCAGCAGCAGCAAAUAAACCUCUUGCCUAUAAGGAUAUAUCUCCUGCAGAUGCUAUAGAGAUAUUCCCUGAGUAUACACAUAAACCCUCAUGGCUACCAUGGCAAGAUACAAUAAGAAGAGAGCAGCAGCAGCAGCAGCAGCAGCAGCAGCAGCAGGAAGAAGAUCCGCUGCUGAGGCCAAAGAGACUGCAAGAGAUUCUUGAUAGAAGAAGAGAUAAUCCUGUUGGCUCCCUCUUCUUACAAAUUCAGCAGCUAGAGAAGCAAGGAGAAGGUGUAUUAGUAAUUCAUCCAUUAGGAGGGGAGACACCUCCAUGGAGACAGGAGGGUUUUGCAAGGAGACACGCAGAGGCGCUGCAUGAGCAGCGUUUGCUGCUAGGCCGCAGCAGCAGCAGCAGCAGCAGCAUCAGCAGCAGCAGCAGCAGACUGUCUCUGCAGCAGCAGCAGCAGAGGCAGCAGCAGCAAUUUAUUGAUGGUAUUAUUAGUAGUAGUAGUGAUCAUAAUCAUAGCAGCAACAGCAGCAGCAACAGCAGCAGCAAAGGAGACAGCAGCGGCUAG
This is a messenger RNA of Eimeria maxima, 5412 nucleotides long. RefSeq lists its product as hypothetical. Lineage: Eukaryota; Apicomplexa; Conoidasida; Eucoccidiorida; Eimeriidae. Gene Ontology annotation, molecular function: histone binding; nucleosome binding. The coding region runs from base 1 to 5412 and encodes 1803 amino acids. Gene Ontology annotation, cellular component: transcription elongation factor complex. The transcript has 9 exons. Gene Ontology annotation, biological process: mRNA transcription by RNA polymerase II; positive regulation of transcription elongation by RNA polymerase II; nucleosome organization. The record is from RefSeq and is a predicted model, not a curated record.